This is a messenger RNA of Leptidea sinapis, 6270 nucleotides long. It is a transcript of the gene Chro, whose product is annotated as proline-, glutamic acid- and leucine-rich protein 1. NCBI's taxonomy places the organism in Eukaryota, Metazoa, Arthropoda, Insecta, Lepidoptera, Pieridae. Bases 158 to 1231 code for a protein of 357 amino acids. The transcript is spliced from 9 exons. The record is from RefSeq and is a predicted model, not a curated record.
CCCGCUCCCUAGUUGGCGGCGAGCUCUUGCGUCGAGUGGUGGUGUGAGGACCAAAUUAUUCGAAAACGGUGAAAAAAGUAAACCAAAAAUCAGCCAAGGCGACAGCAUUAUACGUCGAGGCGGGUCCCCGCGGGGUCGGGGCCGCGGGUCCUUCUCAAUGUCGCCAUCCAACAUUGUGCGCUUCAAGGAAAAGCAGGUCUCAUUCGAUCUCAGUCAAAACACCACUGCCAACUAUGAGACGUCGUCAGAGUCAUCGGACGGCGUGGAGGACCCGUUCCCGCAGGACCUGGGCCCCAUCCCGCCCGCCAGUCCGGAGCGCGAGCUGACGCUGUGUCCGCUGACCGGGCGCCGCCUGGCGCGCGCCGAGAACGAGCCCACGCCGCCACCGACGCCCUCGCCACCUGCCACCCCGCCGCCUGCCACCCCGCCACCUGCCACCCCGCCGCCCCUCGACCAGGAGACCAUGCUGAUGAAGGUGGAGAUGUCACCAGGAGGAACUACAGGCAUGUUGGUACAAGGUGAUGGGCCUCAGCCAUCACUCCCGGUGCUUACAGAUGAAGAUGGAACCGAGGUUAAAGUUGAAGCCAGUGCAGUCAAGCAGUUGUUGGAAGAGGGUGUCGGUGUUGAUGAGGGUGAGGAAGUGAGUCUUUUGCACGCUGGACAUACACCCAUCAUGAUCCGGGGAGAAGAUGGGGUGCUGUACCAGGUGGCUGGUGAGAACGAAGCAGGACAGACAUUGUUGGUUGCUGCAGAGGGUGUUGAGGGAGCCGUAGAGGGUACUGUAGACGGAGAGGGGGAGGGAGUCAUGUAUGUCACGAGGGAGGACGGACAGACACUGUUAGUGUCUACUCAAGGCGUGCAAGACGAUGUGGAGGGUGUAGAAGGCGUAGCGGAGGGUGAAGCGGAAGGUGUCACGUAUGUUACAAGAGAAGAUGGUCAGGACGUCCUUACGAUAGACCCGUCGCAACUGGCGCAGCUGAUGCCGGGCGUGGAGGGCGCCGAGGGCGAGACCAUAGAGACGGGCGCGCUGCAGCAGGUGUGCGUGCAGGUGGAGGGCGAGCCCGGCGAGGACGCCACGCAGGUCAUCGCGCAGCUGGUGCAGGCAGACCUGCCGUCACCGGGUGGCACGCGGCGGGUAGUGCUACUGCUGCCUGACGGGAGUCUGACGAUGACGGAGCUGGACAAAGACCAGUACGAGUCCAUCACAGAGGGAGGGAAGGGCCUGGAGUGAGAGAGCGGCCGCCGGCCAGCAGAGUGAUAGACUGAAAUUAUUGAUAUGAUCCAUGUGUCGGGCGUGGUUUACGGGAGUUAUUAGCAAUAGAUAGGUUGAAUGUAUUUUAAUACCAAUAAAACUGGCUGGAACCGCCUAGCGCGCUGUUUGGACGAUACAACACGGAUACUUAAAACAAAGUUAGUUCAGUUUGUUGUUGUCGGAAGAAAACCUGUUCACUUGCCAUCAGAUGUCUUCCUUUAAACCCAAGAAAAAAUAUGUAACGAUCUUCCUUCCGUGAUGUGUUCAGGUCAAAUUUAUAUCGCGUCGUAAAAUACACCCAGUGUAACAGUUGGUUUGUAAUUGUAUAAUUCGCUAGAAAACUGGUGCACUAACAGCCGUUUUCAAUAACGUAUCUCUAGUUACGGAUACAUUGCUAUCACCGUUUAAUGACAGGAUCUUAUCUGUCCAUAGUUAUGUCCAAUAUAGUUACAGUCCAAGGUAGGUUAUUGAAAUUUAAGUAAGCGUAAAAGGAUAGAUUUGUUCUACCUCUAGUAAGUUAAACUAAGGAUAGAUAGGUUAUUGAAAACGACCGUAAGAUACGUAAUACGGCUAUACACAAGGCAGUAAACAUUGUUUCCAAUUUUGAGCUAAGUAUCUCCCAGAGACCCACUCUUAUGGCACAUAUUUCUAUCAAAAACUGGCAAGGUUGCCAGAGAACUUGGCACCAGAAUGGUGUUCAUUACGUUUUCUCUCGGUUGCAGAUUACAACAAAGAUUUUUGUCGCGUAUCUGUUAUGAUAAAAUGUUUCUCGUAACAACAUUUAGUAUAAGAAAAUGACUCAAAUUAGCGGUAAAUUAAUGAGAGUAAUCAUUUUGGGGUUGUUAGAAUUUUAUUAAUGAAACAACAUAAUAUAAUUAUGUAUGGCGUGAGUUGUAAACCAAUUGAUAGAUUUUGUGAGUAUUUGACGAAAUUUUCGGCCAGGUCUUAAUUAUUAUAUUAGUAUAAUAUAUAGGUAGAUCUAAAGUAUCACUGAAAUGACUCAAAUUUGCUGUUUUCAUAAAUAGAAUAGAAUCUUAAAUAAUAGCUUGUCUUCAUUCUUAGAUAAUUUAUACGUCUCGAUAGAGUAUCUUGCUGUUAGACAACCGAUAAAAACAGGCCAGGAAUAUUAGUUUAGUGUGCGUGACAAGCUACGUCUUACACUCGCGAUUUGUAUGAGACACUUUGUGUUAGUGGGCGUGCUUUGCUCAAAAUAGAGGUUAACUGUCAACCUCAAUUUUUAUCGACGUUCUCACAGCUGUCUUUCUAGGCGUAUAAAUGGUCUAAGUCUUAAUUAUACAUUAUAUUAAGUAUAGCAUUGUAUGUUCAGAGUAGGGAGUCAAAACUACAGAUAUCGAAAUACCAAGUACCGCGGGAUUUGCGUCCACAACACACAGACAGAUGUACAAUCGUAGCAUUAGUUACUUACUAAUAUCAUUUCAAUUAGUUGUUUCUGAUAGGGAAACUAAUAUCAUUUUUAAUUAGUUGUUUCUGAUAGGGAGAUUAGUAAUGCAUGCACUUCCGCGGUCUCAUUAAUAAACACAGUGUAAAGUUACUCUCAAGUUUAAAGUAACCUCUCCCUGUAGUUAUGUUCGGACGAUCAUAAAAGGUCUUUUUAAAAAUUAUUAUUUAUUAUACAAAUAACUAACUACAAUUAUAUUAAAACAUGUGUUACUUAAAACAAGUCUGAAGCGAAAGUGAAUUAUAAAAAUAUUAAAUUAUAGACAAUCGAAGUUCAGCGUCAGCAUCUAUUCACUUGUUCAAUAUAGUAAUAGCUUUUGUAUUACUUUGAAUAAAAUAGAAUUUAGUGAACCAUUAAAAUUAAACAAUAUUAUAAUGAAUUAUAUCUCUUAUAGAAUCUCUAACUAUGUUAUUAAUAAACGCUUUGUAAAGUUACACCAAGUUUAAAAUUACUUCCCUCUUUAUGCAAUUCUGUAGUGACAAAGGUAAGAUAAAUACUUAACUUGGAAUAACUUUACUUUGAGUUUAUUAAUAAAACAGUAUGAAUAUUAGAAUCCCUCCUACCUUUGUCACUACAGAAUUACAUGACAGGGUGAACUAAUUUUAAACUUGGAGUAACUUUGCGCUACGUUUAUUAAUAACACAGCUAGACACAGGUUCUAUAAGAGAAAUAAUUCAUUAUAAAAUUGAUUCAUUUUAAUGGUUAAUUAAAUUCUGCUUUGUUUAAAGUAAUACAAAAGGUAUUAUUACACAUACAGGUACUCAAUGGAUUCUCAUCACUGACACUUGCAUUGCGGUUAUAGAGGUUACAAAGUAUAUUUGCGAGGUUGGAUGUCCUAGUCUCCGAUUAUUUAGUGCAUUUAUUUAGUAAGGGAAGGAUAAAAAUGAAUAUUUUCUGUUUGUUUAGAAAAUAAUUAUUAUUAUCAGUGAUAAAUUAAAUUAGAGGGAAGUUAACUUUCACGCAAGUGUUCAGUAUGCGAGAUAUUAUAUACUUUUAAGUUUGUAAUGAAUUGUUAUAUUAUUAAUCAAUUACAGGGUGCUUUUUAUCACGUCUGGGAAAAGAUAUGGAACAAUUAACCGGAGUAGAAAAACACUGGUAUAAAUAAAUAAUCUUAUUAUUUCGCUGCUCUCAUCACGACUUAACUCCACGCCGAGUCUCGCGCCAGUCAGCUGUUUCCAAAUGAGGUGUAAUAAUUUUAUGAAAAUAUUCGGAUAUUUGAAAGAAUUAAAAUUUUAUGGCGCUAAUAGGCCUUGUAUUGAAGCGAAAGCGCUCUUUUGAGCUAAUAAAACACCUAAGUAAAACAAUCACUACAAUGUAAGUCUUAGUACUCAAAAUUAAAUAGCAUAUACUCUAUCUCAAAAAAGAUGGAAUUAAAAUCACCCUGUACGAGCAUAUUCAGGAGUUUUUGAAAAUGGCUUUAUAUUAAGAAUGUCGAAAGACUCAUAAAAUAAUAUAUCUCUCCACAAUUACGAUCCUUCUCCUCGAGUUUCGUCAGUUAAUUUGAAAUAAUAUUCUAUCUUUAACUGUGAUCACGUCAACUGUGAUAUACCGUCGAUAUUUAAACCCCCUUAUUCAUAAUAGACUGUUAACUUAAGUUAGAAGCGAGUGAGAAUUAGCAAUGCUUCAAAGCAUUGCUAAUUCUCACUCUGUCUUCUUCUAUUGACCUAAGUCAUAAUGAGAAAAAACACUCCUAAGCGGCUGUUUAAAGUUAGCGGACCAUUAUGAAUAAGGGGGUAAGCCCAAGGGAAAGUUGACCGAGAAUAAAAAAACUCAUGUCGAAAAACUUCAAAUUUAAAUAAAAAUUGCUAGAAAAACGAAAGAAAAUACGAAGCUUAGUAGCAAACACUAAAAGACAGGCUUUAAAAUUAGUCGCAUUAUAAGACUUAAAAAUUCAUUCAAAAACGAAAUUGAAAGAUCAAUACAGAUAUUACUUGGCACAAUCCAAGUACUGAAUUAAUAUAAAAGAAAAGCUGAUUUAAUACUAUGUCUUACAUUUGAUAAAAUGAGCUUACGUGAAUUAAACAUAUACAGAAUGGAAUUUUAUUGAAUUAUGGACACACAAAAUCCCUUGAAAACAAAAUAAAAAUAAUAUUUUUAAUAAAUUCGACUAGAUUUCCGAUUACUAUUGUAACCUUUAAUUUGAAAAUAUGUUGUUGUACGAUUAUCAAUUAUUAACCAUCGAAAUUAGGGCUACUUGGGUUUUAAAUAAAUAUAUAAUCACUUUAAUGGAUAAGUUAACUCAAGACCACCUCGAAACAUUCAGUGCUGUAAGAUCUCGUAGUAGGUUUAACAAUAACCCGACACUUAAGUGUGGGUGGCAUAAUAGCUGGAACCGUUGACUCUCAUCGCAUUGCCCCCGUCCGACUAUUAUUACUCAUAGAAUUCAUAAUAUGUAUGUUUAUUCGAUGCUUUAUAAGGUAUGUCCGUUUGUCCUCCCAUGCCAUAAAAAAAAAAUUGUAUUACUCCAUAUUAUGGUACUCCUUUCAGCAUUCUGCAUUUCUCCAUGUAAGCUAUCAAUAUGCCAAAACUCACACUAUUCCGUGCUCGGCGAUAUUCAUAAAGUAAUCCAAAGUUUUCGCGUAUAACGUAUAUAUUAACAUAAUAUUAUAUUUAGUUCUGUUCAGUAUGAUUGUGUGAGGCCUGAUUCGACGUAUUUACUCUGCAUUUGUCUAUGAAUCGUAGUUGUGCUACAAUUGAUAUUAUGAUCCAUAUACGUUGAAGAAAGUGCGGACCCUUUCAGGUGCCACUUUAGGAACACUGGUACACCAUCCUCUGGUAUAAAUGAUAAUUCAGAAUCCCGCGGGAGCUUCCUCGGUUUACCCAAUUGUUCCCGUAUAUAUUUUCGCAAUGCAUCUCUCAUUUCAGAGAUAAAUAAAGAAAGACCAACUGCUGAUUUUACUAAUUACUUGAGAGGCCUCGUUCAAUGCCAUGCUACAUUUCAUAUUUUGAUAUUUGAUAAAGUAAUGCAAAAAAAGAAUAAUGAGAGACAUUCAUAUGACAUAUUUAUAGAAAAUGUUUUCUAGGUAAAAUUUAAAUUAUUCGAGAGAUAUACUUAUUACUCAGUUACGAAACUUGUAUCUUAUAAAAUAUCGCAGCAUAUGAACUAAAAAUAUGUAAUUGAUAUUUCAUAAUCUUCAUAUUUGGUCGAAUUGGGCCUCAAGUGAGUUUAGAUACACUCUGACUGUGUUUGUUAUUAAUAAACAAAAAAUAAAGUUAUUCCAAGUUUGAAAUUACUUCUCCCUGUCAUGUAAAUCUGUAGUGACAAACGUCAGAUAAGGACUUAAAGUUAAAAAUUUGGUAUAACUUUACUAAGCGUUUACUAAUCACACAGUGAAUGUUUAACUAAGUAAGGCUAAGGUUACAUGAAUAGAUUAUAGUUAAAAUGACACAAGAAAGUUAAUGCAACAUAUCUGUAAAUAUUAUUGGUCAUAGCAUCAUUGUAAAUAGAGAUUCGAACAUCUACGACAAAUAAUUUUUCUUGUGUUAAUAUUAUAAAAUAUGAAAACGAACAAUUUUGUAUUGUAAUUUUUAUGUGUGAAAUAAAUAGUUUAUUUACUUA